Molecule: messenger RNA, 775 nt
Organism: Cololabis saira (Pacific saury)
Lineage: Eukaryota; Metazoa; Chordata; Actinopteri; Beloniformes; Belonidae
Gene: exosc5
Product: exosome component 5
Exons: 6
Coding region: 8-679 (223 amino acids)
Biological process (GO): rRNA catabolic process; poly(A)-dependent snoRNA 3'-end processing; U4 snRNA 3'-end processing
Cellular component (GO): nucleolus; nuclear exosome (RNase complex); cytoplasmic exosome (RNase complex)
Source: RefSeq, a predicted model, not a curated record
CAGCGUGAUGGCGGCCAGCAUGGCGGCCAGCAGCUCCACUCACGUCUCCCUCAGGGAGUUCGGCUGCGAGCAAAGUCUCCUGUCUCGCCCCGACGGCUCCGCGUCCUUCGUCCAAGGCGACACCAGCGUGAUGGCAGGAGUGUACGGACCUGCUGAGGUCAAAGUCAGCAAAGAAAUUUACGAUCGGGCAACUCUGGAGGUUCUGGUUCAGCCUAAAGUCGGGCUGCCCAGCGUACGGGAGAGAUCUCAGGAGCAGUGCGUCCGGGAAACCUGCGAGGCGUCUCUGCUGCUGUCGCUCCACCCUCGGUCCUCGCUGACGCUCAUCCUGCAGGAGCUGCAGGACGACGGCUCUCUGCUGUCCUGCUGCCUGAACGCCGCCUGCAUGGCCCUGAUGGACGCCGGGCUGCCCAUGAGCUGCCUCUUCUGCGGCGUCACCUGCGCCAUCGGCCCCGACGGCCAGAUCAUCACCGACCCGACAGCGGCGCAGGAGAAGGAAAGUCGAGCCCUGAUGACGUUCGCCAUCGACAGCAAGGCGCGCAGGGUGAUGAUGUCAUCGACCAGGGGGUCCUUCUCGGUGCACGAGCUGCAGCAGUGUGUCGCCGUCAGCCAGAGCGCGUCAGAGAAGAUCUUCCAGUUCUACCGAGACUCUGUGAGGCGGCGCUACUCCAAGUCGCUCUGACGAGCAGCAGCUUCCUUUUUCUACGUCUGUUUUUUUCUUUUUACUUUUUUAAUAAUACAUAAAAAUACUGAUGUUGUAAUAAAAUAUUUAACGUCC